This is a messenger RNA of Pungitius pungitius (ninespine stickleback), 564 nucleotides long. Its product is annotated as gamma-crystallin M3-like. Bases 10 to 564 code for a protein of 184 amino acids. NCBI's taxonomy places the organism in Eukaryota, Metazoa, Chordata, Actinopteri, Perciformes, Gasterosteidae. Gene Ontology annotation, molecular function: structural constituent of eye lens. The record is from RefSeq and is a predicted model, not a curated record. The transcript has 2 exons. Gene Ontology annotation, biological process: visual perception; lens development in camera-type eye.
ACAGACAACAUGAGCAACACCGGCAUGAACAUGAGGGGAAAGGUCACCUUCUACGAGGAGAGGAACUUCCAGGGCCGCCAGUACGAGUGCAUGAGCGACUGCUCCGACAUGUCCUCCUACCUGAGCAGGUGCCACUCCUGCAGGGUGGAGAGCGGCUGCUUCAUGGUCUACGACAGGCCCAACUACAUGGGCAACCAGUACUUCAUGAGGAGGGGCGAGUACGCCGACUACAUGAGCAUGAUGGGCAUGAGGGACUUCAUCAAGUCCUGCCGCAUGAUCCCCAUGCACAGGGGCCAGUUCAGGAUGAAGAUCUACGAGAGGGAGAACUUUGGAGGCCAGUCACAUGAGCUGAUGGACGACUGCGACAACGUCAUGGACCGCUACCGUAUGUCCGACUGCAUGUCCUGCAGCGUGAUGGACGGCCACUGGCUGAUGUACGAGCAGCCCCAGUACCGGGGCAGGAUGAUGUACAUGAGGCCCGGAGAGUACAGGAGCUUCAGGGACAUGGGCAUGAGCGGCACCAGGUUCAUGAGCAUGAGGCGCAUCACCGACUCCUGCUACUAG